This is a messenger RNA of Alligator sinensis (Chinese alligator), 1875 nucleotides long. RefSeq names its product zinc finger protein 239-like. The coding region runs from base 309 to 1502 and encodes 397 amino acids. Lineage: Eukaryota; Metazoa; Chordata; Crocodylia; Alligatoridae. Gene Ontology annotation, molecular function: RNA polymerase II cis-regulatory region sequence-specific DNA binding; DNA-binding transcription factor activity, RNA polymerase II-specific. Gene Ontology annotation, biological process: regulation of transcription by RNA polymerase II. The record is from RefSeq and is a predicted model, not a curated record. The transcript has a single exon. Gene Ontology annotation, cellular component: nucleus.
CCUAACUCUACCCAGUAGGGAAGAUGAGACUGGCACAGGGACCUGGCACUGCUGCACCCCAAUCAUUUGGGAUUUUGGCAGAAACACCUAGUUUUCUUCAGGAAACAGAAGUGCCAAGGUCCAGUCCUGCUCCGAGGCCCAUCCCAGCAGAGGGAAUAGCAGUGCUUGCCCCUUGGCAGCAGGGCAGGGACUAAUCUGGUCUUUCCUCCUCCCAUGCAGGACAUGCCUGGUUGCUGAGCAGAACCGAGGAGCAGGGUCCUGAGGAAGGGCCUGGAAAGCUGAAGCCACCAUGGGCUUCCCUGGGGAGUAUGGGUGAGGUGGAUUCCCUGAGCCCAGAGAACAACCAAUGGCACGAGGGUCAGGGGAUGCCCCCAAAGCAGGAUAAUGUAGCAGUGAAGCAGGUCCCAUCUCUAGUUGGGCCUUCGAGUGAAGAAGGGAAAGAAGCCAGAAACAGCCCAAGGUGCAGGGAAGAAUUUGUGGUGCUGAGACACCUGAAGAGGCCGAAAGGAAAGGCCUACUGGAGAAAGACACUGCAUGCAAACCGAGGCAGCAUGGGGGGCCUCAGAGGGAAGCAGGAGCCCACCACCAAGCGCAGGGGGAGAGCCCACUCCUGCCCUCAGUGCAGGAAAAGUUUUAGCUGCCCCUCGCACCUGGCUCUGCACAAGAUAAAGCAUGCUGGGGAGAAGCCCCAUGUUAGCACCAAGUGUGGGAAGAGCUUGACCUGUCUCUCUGUGCGGAGGAGGCAGCAGCCACACUGCUGCACAAGGUUUGGGAAGAGCUUCAGGCAGCCCUCCAGCCUGGCCAGGCACGGGUGCGUGCACACAAGGGAGAAGCGUCAUCCUUGCUCUGUGUGCGGGAAGAGCUUUAUGUCCUGGUCCAAGCUGUCUCAACAUCAGCUCAUCCACACAGGGGAGAAGCCACAUCAGUGCUCUGUAUGUGGAAAGAGCUUCACCCAAUCUUGCAACCUGAGCAGGCACCAGCGCAUCCACACAGGGGAGAAGCCACAUCACUGCUCUGAGUGUGGGAAGAGCUUCACCCAUUAUGCCAAACUGGGCCAGCACCAGGACAUCUGCACAGGGGAAAAGCCACAUCGCUGCUCUGUGUGUGCGAAGAGUUUCACCUGGUUCUCUGGCCUGGUCCGGCAUGAGCUGAUUCACACAGGGGAGAAACCACAUCAGUGCUCAGUGUGUGGGAAGAGCUUCACCCACUCCUCCAGCCUGACCCAACACCGGCUCAUCCACACAGGGAAGAAGACGCAUCAGUGCUCAGAGUGCGGGAAGUGCUUCACCCGAUCCUGUCACCUCACCCGGCACCAGCUCAUCCACACCGGGGAGAAGCCAUAUCAAUGCUUGGUGUGUGGGAAGAGAUUCAACCGAUCCUCCAACCUCGCCCAGCACCAACUCAUCCACACCAGGGAGAAACCACAUCAGUGCUUGGUGUGUGGGAAGAAGUUCAGUCGGUCCUCCAUCCUGGCCCAGCACCAGCUCAUCCACACAAGGUAGAAGUCACAGCAGUGCUCAGAGUGUGGGAAGCGCUUCCUCCACUCCACCAGACUGGCUCGGCACCAGUGCAUCCAUAGUCAGGAGUGUCCAUCAUUGUGCCAGCAAUACAGGAAGGGCUUGGGGAUUUAUACCUGCUUAGCACCCACCCGUGUCCACAUUCAGGGAAGUGGUCUCGUGCUCAUGUGAUGCAGCAGCAGUUCACCCUUCGUUCAGCCCUUCUAGGGCACUGCAGAUCCCAAAGGACACAGGGGCUGCCCUCCCAGGUCUGAUGCGGGUGAUGGUUUAAAAGGAAACACGUCAGGCAGAGGCUAGCCGGAUGCUGGGGGAACCUGUAAGGAAAAGAUCAUCCUGGGAGCCUGUGGCAUCCCCAUCG